GUUAAAUUGUAUAAAUAAGAAUUAUUUUAUCUGCGAGCCAUCUAGCAUUAUUAAGUACAGCAAUAAAAAAAAUCAUUGGAUGUCAAUAAAAGACAGAACACGCUAUGGCACAUCUGUCUUACAUUUUUCCAAGACUCGCCGUAAUAAUUUCAAAUUUGAUAAGAGAACGAUGAAAAAUCAACAUACUGUCUAUGAUGAUAGUGUUACAAGUGGACCUUAUGACGUAGACGAUAAAAAGUAUCAAGAAGAUGAAGAGUCAACUUUCAAUCAUAAAUAUAAAGUUGAUCAAACACAAAUUGAUGAUUCCAGCACAAUGAUACCACAUGUAAAGUUUUCAGUAAAAUAUAGUAUACAAGUCCACAAUAAUAAGAAUAAACUAUUAGCCUCUUCAACAUAAUAACUCAUAAAAGUCCAACACAGUUAAAUGAAAACUUAUUGACACUGUAGGUUCAGGAUGAAGAAAGACUUGUUAAAUUUUUUCUGUGUAU
Copidosoma floridanum is the source of this 488-nucleotide messenger RNA. RefSeq lists its product as uncharacterized. The record is from RefSeq and is a predicted model, not a curated record. NCBI's taxonomy places the organism in Eukaryota, Metazoa, Arthropoda, Insecta, Hymenoptera, Encyrtidae.